Epithele typhae is the source of this 642-nucleotide messenger RNA. RefSeq lists its product as uncharacterized. The coding region runs from base 1 to 642 and encodes 213 amino acids. The transcript is spliced from 5 exons. NCBI's taxonomy places the organism in Eukaryota, Fungi, Basidiomycota, Agaricomycetes, Polyporales, Epitheliaceae. The record is from RefSeq and is a predicted model, not a curated record.
AUGGAUCCGGCCAUGCCCGUUACCGUCGCCAAGGGUGCCCUGCUCACAUGCGAUAUAUUACGCCCUGCAGCUGUCACCGCGGGUACACUGACAGGCUCAUACGCCUUUCUCAAGUCGUACCCUGACGCGAUCCACCUGGCGAUGCGGUCGGCGACGAAUGGGGGAGUUGCAGGCUCAUUGUUUUUCGGUACGUCCCCCAAACCAGCUUCCGGCUGUCGCCGCCGACGCGAGCUUCAUGCCUCCAGGAUGCACAAACUUCCCGAAACCGCUAUUAGUGGUGCUUUCACUGGAGGUGUAAUUGGUGCCUACCGGAGUACGUCUCCAAGUGUCCAUACAUCGGCUUGUGGUCCUUCUGCUGUAUGGGCGGGAGCGCGGACAAUAGGUAUCAUCUGCACCGUCUUGCAACUCGCUUUCAACGAGCUUGAAGUAAACCGCGUCAAAUUUGUUGCGGCCCAGAGAAGCCGGAAAAACUCGAUCUUUGACGGAUUCAUGACCAUGAUUGGGUUUAGAAGAGUAUCGCACGAAGAACAUAUCGAGAAACUGAAGAAGCAACGAGACGAGGCUCUGAAGCGGAUAGCGAUACUGGAGGGGGAACGACUAGCGAUGUCACAGCUGGAAGGGGAGACCGGCAAGUCAUGCUGA